This is a messenger RNA of Aspergillus tanneri, 7032 nucleotides long. RefSeq lists its product as uncharacterized. The record is from RefSeq and is a predicted model, not a curated record. Lineage: Eukaryota; Fungi; Ascomycota; Eurotiomycetes; Eurotiales; Aspergillaceae. The coding region runs from base 1 to 7032 and encodes 2343 amino acids. The transcript has 6 exons.
AUGGUUACGUCAUAUGCAGUGGACUCUUUGCACAUCAAUGUCGGAGCUGGCGACAGCGCAAUCCAUCUGUUGGUGGAGAACCCUGAUGCGGACAAGCCAAAAGUGAUGCGAGCAUGUUUAAUUGAUGGCGGGAAACCUAAUAAAGAUCCCCCUCAAAAAAUCAGGGACACUAUCGAGAGGAUCGAAAAUGAAUAUGAUCUAUUUAAUCAUAAAUCCGACAAGGGCUAUAUGCGCUUUGAUAGUGUUGUUAUCACUCACUGGGACGACGACCAUUUUGGGGGCAUCGACCAGCUAAUCCAGGGCGAUUUUCAAAGCCAGUUCGAGUCAUUGAAGGAAAAGGAAAACAGAAACAAUGAAGACAAAGAUAUAUUAAAUUUACUUAAACAAUGCCAGUGCCGCUAUUUCCUAUAUGAUUCAAAUUCACGUGAUGAAAAUAAGUAUUGCCUUACAACACUUUACGCACCGUACUGGGAUGAGAAUGCAGAAAAUUUCGACACAGACGGCAAGAGGAAGGAGUCAGAUCCCAAGAAGUCAAAGCCCAACGAUAAGAUGGAUAACCCCAAGAACUUCAUAGGAUCUGAUAGCAGAUUCAGUUUCUGGUUCGUUCUUCGCAGGGGACAUGGGCCACUUACGAAUAAGGAGUGGAAAAAGGCGAACGUGAAGAUUAGCAAUCUAUGCAAUCUUCGCUAUGAGCCCAACCAAAUUAUAGGCACCAAUUUGUUUGACAACAGUCACCUGGAAAGCAAGAGGUACCAAGAAAUCGAUUCUAAAGAAAUGUUAGCCCGAGUGAUGGAAGGGACAAAAAUCGGAGAUGGACAAGUUCCUGUUGGCAUCUACUGCGUGUCAUCUAGAAACUGUGUCAUCGGGCCCGAGCCUGAGAAGAAGUCUAUUGGCUUCUCGUCCGAGGCCGAACCGGAUAUCGGUUCCUUUCUACUUGAUGACAAUGUGAAUAAGAAGAAUUACUGUUCUAUCGGUGCUAUUGUUUUAUGGACUCGGCCUGAGCCUACGGCCACGCACUACUUCGCUGGUGACUUGGGGUACAAGGCCGAGGAGAGGAUUGCAAAUUGGAUUGGGGGCCCCGUGACGAAUAUGAAAUUGAGGCAAGCAUCACUAAUAAAACAGCCACAUGCAUUGACUCUGACAAAAAGAAGUCACCAUGGAGAUGUCAAGUGUACUCCUAUUCGCAUGUUAGACAUGCUGUCCCCUGAAAAUAUCAUAAUCAGCGCAGGGGCUAUGCACUGUCAUCCUUCUUGGGGCACGCUUCUCUAUCUGAAUGCGUGGCUGAUGAAGAACAACAAUAAGGAACCUAAACCAGUCUAUGCGACCCGGUUUCCUUACUAUGCGCUCAUUAAUAUGGAAGGCAAAAAGAAACCAGGACACAAAACUAAACCAGGACGCAAAACAAAACCAGGACGCAAAACUAAACCAGGACACAAAACUAAACCAGGACGCAAAACUAAACCAGGACGCAAAUGCCCAGGAGGCGAUUACGCCAAAUUCGUCACGGGAGAAAAUAUACGCGAGGAUGAUAAGAUAAACCCGUUGGCUGAUUUUUGGGAUAAAUUAGAAGAACUAUAUAAGGAUUUGCCUAGCAUUACAAAAAGUAUACGGAGUCAAGCCAUAGCGUGGUAUGUUUCUCUUGCACCUAAAUUUCAGCAUAAGGAAAACGCCAGGCGCUGGCUUGUUGAUCAGCUUCAGAAGGCAUGGCGGUUCAACCUGAGCCGCAUGUUCCGAAACCCAUCAGGUAUCUCCGCCCAGCAGCCCUUGGACUUGGUUCUUUACAUAAAGAUCCGAUCAAAAAAAGAUGGAACGACAGGUCCUCAUAACCUCGUUACUGUCGUAAACGUAAAUGAAAUCGAGCAGCCAGAGGAUUCUAGCUACAGCAAACCGAGGAAAGCGGACAGAACCGCAAAUUCGAGCAAUAAUGGAAACCAUCCUAUGCUCAAUGUUGACAUCACAGAUGACUUGCUCACUGAGAAUGAAGAAGAUAUCUCUGAAGAAGAUAUCCCUGAAGAAGAUAUCCACGAAAAAGAUAUCUCUGAAGAAGAUUUCCCUGAAGAAGAUAUCCACGAAGAAGAUAUCCCUGAAGAAGAUAUCUUGUCUAAUCAAGCUCAAGUUCAAUAUCCGGGCUUUUACUCGCCAGUUAAGGCAUAUCAAAAAUAUAAUCUGCUCUGUUCUAUAAACCCCUUCGAUAAACCUGGUCCCUGCAUAGAUGAUGGGUAUUGGCUAGGAUCCAUACCAGGUGAUGGUGUCACAAUAAUUUCUGAUAAAGGUCUCAAAGAAUUUGUGGACAGGCUUCCCUACAAGAGGUUUGGACUCAUAAAAAAGCCCGAGGCAAACUCUCGAACACCGUUUCUGCAAAACGAAGAGUGGAACUGUUGGUUUGCUGACGUUUUCUCCUCUACUGUGCAUCUGGACAUUGUGGCGGAGAGUGAAGGGAAGCCAUCAGCUUUUCUCUUUGCAACGAGGUCGCCUGGUGGGAGUACAUUGACCUUCGACACACGAGCAGUAUGCAAAGCAUUCAAUAUAUGCCAAGGCACUGUGCCAAAUAUGGGAAUAAUUGAUCAGGCGAACACUAUGGUCUUUGGAUUUGACCCCGAUGGUGAAGAUGAUUUCGACAAACGAUCCACAUUCGAGGAGCAGGCCAUCACUGCCAAAUUAUCCGACAUCCUGAAAUAUGUGGAUUUGGAAAGAAUUGCCGAAAAUCCUCUUAUUAAUAAACUUGGCACGGAAAAGACACUGUCCCUGUCCACCAAGGAUGGUUCCCGAAACGCUGUUUGGUUUGAACCGGCUAGUGCAUAUCAAGUGACCCAGCGCCUACAAUGGUGCGUAGAUUCAAGCCCUCUGCACCAACUUAUGCAAGAUUGUGGCAUCAAACUUGAGCUUGAGGAUGUCAUGAUCGUCACCACUCGCACUACAUCGUGGCGGCCCGGUCCUGAAAUGGUGUCAAAAGGCAUGCUCAUUCUUCAGGCGACUGUGAAAGUCCCCAGUUCAGAGCUGGCCCUCAUAUGUUCCAUCAGCCUCAGUAACGACGGGCUUACCCUAUUAGUAAGCGCGACCAAGUCCAGCUGGAAUGCCUUUGUCGCUUGGCUGGGACGUGUUCUCGAAAGCAUCGACCUUUCGCCUGUAUCUAGAGCACUGGAAGGUUUAGAUUUUAUUGGAGAUGUGUUCACACCAAGGCGUCUAUCGCUAAGCGUUCGUCAGGCCGAUGGCAAGACCUCACUACAGGGUUGGAUGGUGGAUGUGGAGAUAUCCAUCAAGUCUGUACCUAUUCUAAUAUCCUACAGCAGCUCUACCGGUCGGCUGAUCGGUCAGCUCUGGCUCGCAUCGACGCAAACAUCGAAAGAGCUGUUGCCUGGAUGGGAGCCGAGCGAGUUUCUCGAUCCUCUGACAGAAAAUCCAGAAUCUGAGCUGAAGUUAUCUGAACUGGGCAUUGAUGAGAAAAGCAUACCGGGCGGCAUCCCCAAUACGAUUCGACAAGCCAGGAUCGAAAUAGAUACGCAGACAAAGGCCAUCAGAAUGUCCGCCAUCAUCUUCUGUGAACCUCCCGCCCCAGGUCAAGCAGUUCCUCCUAUUUCGCUAGAUGUGGUGGAACUUGAAGCAAGCUAUUCAAGGACAGACAAAUUGUCGGUUUUGUUGUUUCUGGCCGCUUCCUUGAACAAUCGACAAACUCCAGAAAGUGACAACGAUGAUGAAGAACCUGAUGAUGAAAGCUAUGAGGCCACGCUAGAUGGUACUAUCGAGUAUAACGGCAGCAACAAGACUUGGAGUUUAUCGGGAUCUGUCACAGCGCUGAACUUCGGCUCUCUCUACCAACUUCUAGACCCCAGUGCUCAGGACGACGUUGCCGCAGUCCUGGGUUACCUUGAGAUAGCGAAUCUGGACCUAAAUUACAGCUACGAAGGGGGCAAAGGCAGCAAGUUUGAGCUCUCUGGAACGCUCUACCUUGGAAAUGUUGCGCUCUCCAUGAAAUACACUUACGACACUACGGGAUGGUAUUUAUCGGCUGACCUUGAUGCCACGGAGUUAUCCGACCCCUUAACAUUGGGAGACAUCCUCGACAGUCUCACCGACAACCACGGCGACGAUGCGGAGGCGCUACCGGACUUUAUCCUCAGUUUGCCCAUAAAGAAAGGGCCCAGCGACAAGAUAAUCAGCCUUAGCUGUGUCAAGCUGUCCAAGGGAACAGGUCAAGUUGCAGCUACCCAAGCCGAUCGCAAGGAGAGCUAUAUCCUCUUCCAAGCCACUGUUAGCAUUGGACCCAUUAAUGUGAACUUCUCACACUACCGCGACCUCGCUCUGAACCCCAAAAGUCCUCCCAAGCGGGUAUUUAGUGUUUCUAUGGGUGGACUCCCGAAGCUCACGGUAGACACGCUGGGUGAUCUCCCACAACCCUUCGACGAGAUUGCGUACCUCUGGGUUCAGGACAAGGGUCAGAAAGGUAACAAUACUGGAUUAACCCAGGAAGACAUUGAACGCAUCAAUAAUGGCAGACCCAACCAGCCGAGCGAAGACUGGCUCUUUUAUCGAGAUACGAGGAAGCCUGAACAACGGAAUCCUACGGACACGGUACUUCCGGCAGGGUCCCAUUUUAUGGUAAUAAUGCAAUCGGCAAAUCAGAAACAAGCGAUCCUUGAUUAUACCAUGGGUAGGGAAAAGAAGGGUAGUGUUCCUGCUUGUGGACAGGCAGUCGCUGCGACUGGUGGGAGCAGUAAAGGCAACUCGGCAAUGGCCGCGUACAAGAAGGUGGCAGGCGCAAUAUCGAUAAGCGGUGUUGGUAUCAAGUAUGAGAAUAAGAGCCUUUCCGUCCUGCUGGAUGCAUCGUUCGUAUUGGGCCCCAUCGGAUUCACAUUCAUUGGGGCUGCCAUCAAGAUUGAUCUAAGCAAAAACACACUUCGGGAUAUAACACUUGACAAUGUUAGCUUUGGAUUGUCUGGCCUAGCUGUCGCGUUCAACCAAUCACCUGUCCGCAUUGGAGGAAUAUUCGUGCAGCGGACUCAGGGUAAUAUACAAUAUUACGCAGGAGGUAUCGUGAUUGGCCUCGAGCCCUACCAAUUCGUUGCUGCUGGAAUUUACGGGAAAGUGAAUGAACAAGUCAAAUACGACACUGCAUUUGUAUUCGCCAAAUUGGAGGGCCCGCUCAUCACACUCGAGUUUGCCGAGAUAUCUGGUAUCACUGGUGGGUUCGGGUACAACAGCGAAAUCAAACUACCAACCGUUGAAACGGUCCGCGAGUUCCCGUUCCUCCAAGGCACAGAUAUUAGUGACGACUUACUCGAGUACCUCGGCAAACUGGUAGUCGACGGUAGUGGAGCUUUCGCCAUUCGCAAGGGAGCCAUGUGGUUCGCGGCAGGCCUCAAGAUCAGUGCGCUGCAGAUGCUCGACAUCGACGCCGUCUUUGUGGUUUCAUGGGACCCUUCGAUUACACUCGGAAUCUUUGGUGUUGCUGUGGCAAAUAUCCCCAAGACCAAAGGGUCCAAAACAACAUUUGCACACGUCGAACUCGGAAUCCUGGCGGAGAUUGACUUCGGUGCGGGUGUGUUCAAGGUUGAAAUGCAACUUGCUCCGAGCUCCUACAUCUUUGACCCCAACUGCCGUCUGACAGGAGGAUUUGCCUUCUUGUAUUGGUUCAAUGACAACGUUCCAGAGCGUAGGGGCGAAUGGGUGCUUACUAUCGGAGGAUAUCACCGGUCCUUCCAACGACCCGUGUACUACCCGACCCCCCCGCGACUAGGAAUACAAUGGCAGGUGGGAUCCAACAUCAGUAUCGUGGGUGAGGCGUACUUCGCCGUGACUCCGAAAUGUUGCAUGGGAGGGGGACGAUUGCAGGCAUCAUUAACGGUUGGCCCUCUGAGGGCCUGGUUCUCGGCCUGGGCUGACUUCCUUAUCAAUUAUAUGCCAUUCGACUUCAUCGGACAAGUUGGUGUAUCAGUUGGCGUUAGCUGCAAGGUUGAUCUCUUGAUUACAAGCUUUACAGUGUCGGUUGAAGUCGGCGCCCAGUUGGACCUCAUGGGGCCACCACUGCACGGUCAGGUCAAGGUGGACUUCUGGGUUGUGUCAUUCAGCGUCAACUUCGGAGAACCUGCCGAGCGAGACAGCCCACCAUCCUUAGACCAGUUCUAUGAUAUGGUGGUUGUAUCAGGACACGAGUCGAUCGUCACAUCGUUGGCGGUUGCUGCAGCUCCCAGUUUACAGGAGAAGAACGAAGAUAACCCACACGUCUUCACGUGCCGUGGGGGCAUGGUCCAAGACGAGAACAAAGGAGAUCAAGUGAUUUCCAGAGAGAAGACUGCCUGGGCUGUCAAGGCUGACGAGUUUGUGUUCGCCAUCGACGUUCGGUUUCCCUUGACCCACGCCAAGGUGAAACGACCCAAAGAAUUUGGAGAAAACUCAGAGGUGCCAGAAUGGGAAUCCAAAGAGCAAGAAGCUCUCUACGGAAAGCCCAUGGAGACCAAGAGUGCUAUUGUGUCAAGUCUCACUGUAGAUAUUAUUCCUAUGGAGUCCGAAUCCGUCCUGAUGGAGGAUGACAAGCUCACUAGCGAGAACUGGCGGGUCACAGAAAUCGUGAAGGACGUGCCCUCGGCCUUGUGGGGAGAAUAUAAUGCAUCAGAAAAUCCGCGCAAGACCGGAAAGAAUGACAUCCAGUCUUUAUUAGAUGGCAAAAAGGGCACUCUUUCCAAACUGGUGGGACUGUCAAUUCAACCCCCAAAGCCCAAGUUAGCAGAUGAUAAGAUUGGCACAUUUGUUGCCGCCAAAGCGAUGGAGAUGGCUGUCUUUACGGAGAAUGAGACGCCCAAGUUUGUCGGUAUCAAAGAUGCCGAUGCUAAUUUCUACCCCUCCGACGAGCCUGAUCGGAGCGACAAGGUUAAAAAGAUCUGGAGAGAAACUCUUUGCAGCGCCAGAAAGGAUAUUCUCAAUGGCCUGGCUGGGGGUUUAGGCUGGAAGACAAGUCUAACGGCCGCGACGCCGCAACGACUAGUUGCCGAGUUUGGGAGUUUUUACAUGGAGGAUCCGCAGAUUUCUUGCCGCUGA